Messenger RNA from Arachis duranensis, 828 nucleotides. RefSeq lists its product as uncharacterized. The transcript has 4 exons. The coding region runs from base 1 to 828 and encodes 275 amino acids. Lineage: Eukaryota; Viridiplantae; Streptophyta; Magnoliopsida; Fabales; Fabaceae. The record is from RefSeq and is a predicted model, not a curated record.
AUGGAUACGGAAGAAGACAGUAUGAAAGAAGCAAAAUGCAUUAUGGAAGGAAUUUCAUAUAGUGAGGAGCAAUAUGAAAGAAACUAUAACAAUCAAGUCAACCAAUCCAAAGCCAACUUCAACAAUGUGUUAGCCACACCAGCAACCAUUCAAGACCCGAACGGGUAUCCUGACUCAGGAGCCACACACCACAUGACGCAUGAUAAACAAAAUCUGAUAGAGAAAGAAGAAUAUGUUAGUGAUGAACAAGUUGUGAUAGGAGAUGGGACAUAUGAUAUUAUCAUUACUGGUGAUUCUGAACAACAUGUAAAAGAAGUAAUUGAGAAGCUGAAUGCCAAGUUUUCACUCAAAGACAUGGGUGAUCUCCACUAUUUUUUAGGAGUUCAAGUGGCAAAAACAAGAAUUGGAGGAUUGAUCCUGUCACAACAAAAGUACAUUGGAAAAGUAUUAAAGAAAGUUAAUAUAGAUGGGUACAUAAGUUCCCACACACCUCUGCCAUCCAAUGUGAAGUUCUCAACCUUUGGAGGUUCAAGCUUUGAUGAUCCUCAGCUCUACAGAUCUAGAAUGGUAAAAAGGAUACUUCGGUACCUCAGUGGGACAAGAAAUUAUGGCUUGCAAUUGAACAAAGACAACUUGAUACAAGUGACUGCUUAUUAUGAUUCAGAUUGGGUUGGAGAUCUUGAUAAUCGAAAGUCCACAAGUGGAUACUGUGUGUUCCUUAGUUCUAAUUUGAUCUUUUGGGCUUCAAGGAAGCAAAUAGCAGUGGCAAGGUCCAGUACAGAAAUAGAAUACAGGAACAUGACUAUUUUGGCAGCAGAACUACUCUAG